GCCUGUCGCCAUUCUGUGUCUUUGUACUUCAGUCGCGACUUCAGUGGCUUUGUGCAUUUGCUAACCAUGCCUGAACCAGGGAAAUCGGCUCCUGCCCCUAAGAAGGGUUCCAAGAAAGCCGUGACCAAGGCUCAGAAGAAAGACGGAAAGAAGCGCAAGCGCAGCCGCAAGGAGAGCUACUCCGUCUACGUCUACAAGGUGCUGAAGCAGGUCCACCCCGACACCGGCAUCUCCUCCAAGGCCAUGGGCAUCAUGAACUCCUUCGUCAACGACAUCUUCGAGCGCAUCGCCAGUGAGGCUUCUCGUCUGGCCCACUACAACAAGCGCUCCACCAUCACUUCCCGGGAGAUCCAGACGGCCGUGCGCCUGCUGCUGCCCGGGGAGCUGGCCAAGCACGCCGUGUCGGAGGGCACCAAGGCCGUCACCAAGUACACCAGCUCCAAGUAAGCGGCUGCUCCAGGAGUCAUCGACUUCCCAUGAAACAAAGGCUCUUUUCAGAGCCACCCACUUUGUCAGAAAAAGAUGCUAUUCACUUGAGUUUCAAACAAAACACAAAUGGCUUUUUUAUAUUGUCUUAAGUGUAAGCCUAACGUUAGGGAAUCUGGGAUGGAGGGUUAUCUUACAAAAUAAAGUCCUAUCAAUACAUGUCUA
This is a messenger RNA of Antechinus flavipes (yellow-footed antechinus), 651 nucleotides long. RefSeq names its product histone H2B type 1-F/J/L. The transcript has a single exon. NCBI's taxonomy places the organism in Eukaryota, Metazoa, Chordata, Mammalia, Dasyuromorphia, Dasyuridae. The coding region runs from base 67 to 447 and encodes 126 amino acids. Gene Ontology annotation, cellular component: nucleosome. Gene Ontology annotation, molecular function: DNA binding; protein heterodimerization activity; structural constituent of chromatin. The record is from RefSeq and is a predicted model, not a curated record.